AUGAGCACAGACGACAGAUGGGUACACAGCUCGGAGAACUCCUUCGCCUUCACAAGAAAGUCUGCCAAUGGAAUAUUUAUACUACAGUCUCCUCCACCCAUAUCCACCCCUUUACCAGGUCCAUGGAGCUUUCUGACGUCGUGGUAUGUUCUUGGGUUAUUCACGAUGGCGGUUCUCCUCCAUCGUAUACGGAAUAUCGUAGUUCCUCCUAGGCAUCAAUUGUUCUCUCGCAUCUCACGGCGCAGUGCGUUCCUGCACUUUGCCAUACCUACGGUCUUCCCACUGGAUUUGUCGUCUUCAAUAUGUCGUCUUGUGCUGCGUUCGCCUUCACUAUACUUGGUCUUCAAGAUGCUCUUUAUAUGGGUCAUUGUUAUCGCUCAAGCAGCAGACAAGUUUCCAACAUGGAACUUGUGGUUGCAGUCAGUGGGAACUUAUGUCGCUCAAAGAGAAACGGCAGACCUCUGCUGGUCCACCUUUUGCGCCGUCUGUGGCGUCUUAUGCAUGGAAGGGCUAACACAUGGUUUGGAAGGGGGAGCGCACCGCCCUUCCCCCUUUAAUUUGCUCGGUUAUGCAUUUCUUUUGCACACCUACUCUUCCCCAGUCACACACGGGAUAAAGCUCGAAGGCUCGACUUCACGGCCAGACAAGCACGUAAUAUUUACCAUCAUAUUACCUUUGCUUCAGCUUGCAAUUGUCCACUUGAUCGGGAUCAGGCAAGAUUGGUCAUCCCAUCGCCUGUUUCCGUCGGCGUUUGUUACCUUCCUUGGACUCGCCCAUUUCCAUUCAGUCCUAUGGCUAUCAGAUUCAUCUUAUCCUCUGCUCAACUAUGUGCCUUGCUUGUUUGAAUCUACCCUUCUAGCGAUCGUAUUUCUAGCCCUUUUCCUCAAUGUCUUUACUCAAAUUGCCACGGAGGGUACGGUGUCCCGUGUCCUAUUCGGCCAUGAAUCUGCUCUUCUUCCAAAGUGGGAUGAAGACUUCUCGGUCGCGUUGCUGCGCAUGGGUACAGCAAGCCUCGAGACGUCGAGCGUAUUGGGCCUUGGGAACCAAGUAGGAGGUGUCGCCGCGGUCAUGCCCCCUCCUUUGAACGAGCUCGGGACUGUGGAGCUGAAUCGCUUGGGGGUUACCUCGCUCUCUCCGGCUGUCGAAGGCUCCAUCAAACACCGUCGUUUCAAGAAGGGCUUUGUCAAUGAAAUCAAAACUGUCAGGGUCACGUCAACUGGAGGGGAUAUUUGGUUAGAUAUGGUUUGGUGCAGAGAGCUUGCGAGACUUGCAGUGGGUGCGGCGCGAUGCGUCAAGGGGCUGAUAAUGAAGGUUUGGAAUGUACUCAGAUGGAGGUCGCUAAGGCCCCCCAACUUUCCUCCUCGACGCAUUGCGGUCAGGAGCGAGCGGAAUCAAGACUUAGAUACCGAAGAUGACGAGGAAGAAUUGUACGAAAGAUUCAUGAGAGGAGAACCCAUGCACGAGGACGAAGAUGACGAAGAUUUAGAAUAUCACCCCUCGGAGACCGAGCGCAACGGCUCCACUAGCCCCACUUCGUCGAGGUCUGAGCAUGGUGAUGACGAAGAUUACGUUGAAGAAGAUUCACAGCAAGACGCCAACGAAACCGUCAGCUUGUUUUCGGACCUCUCUUCCGCUCCCUCGGCCGUGACUUCUACCUCGGUCUUGUUGGCACACAUGACUGAUAAUUCAUCGUUGCCAAUGACAAGACAGCGAUUCCAGCAUCUGAUGUCAGCACCUUCUCAACGCAGCAACAGCCUCAGCGAUUGGACCGACAUUGCUGCAACCCGACGAACAUCUUCCAGCGGAACUGGAAUGCAUGAAGAAUCACAAAACGAAGCAAGGAGAAAUUGUGUUAUAUGCACUGUCGAGCCACGGCAAAUCAUAUGUUGGCCAUGUCGAUGUCUCGCGUUGUGCGACGACUGCCGCGAAAAUCUCGCAUCUCGUUCGUCUGCAUCCACACACACGUGUCCUUGCUGUCGAAGAAUUGUGGACGGAUAUUCGAAGAUCUACAUCCCUUAA
Messenger RNA from Suillus paluster, 2019 nucleotides. RefSeq lists its product as uncharacterized. The coding region runs from base 1 to 2019 and encodes 672 amino acids. Lineage: Eukaryota; Fungi; Basidiomycota; Agaricomycetes; Boletales; Suillaceae. The transcript is spliced from 6 exons. Gene Ontology annotation, biological process: protein ubiquitination; ubiquitin-dependent protein catabolic process. Gene Ontology annotation, molecular function: ubiquitin protein ligase activity. The record is from RefSeq and is a predicted model, not a curated record.